This is a messenger RNA of Hypoxylon trugodes, 1338 nucleotides long. RefSeq names its product alpha/beta-hydrolase. The record is from RefSeq and is a predicted model, not a curated record. Lineage: Eukaryota; Fungi; Ascomycota; Sordariomycetes; Xylariales; Hypoxylaceae. The transcript has a single exon. The coding region runs from base 357 to 1130 and encodes 257 amino acids.
AGCGCGUUCAUCGUAUUUUCAUUGCUUUAUAGCCACUCCGCAGUCGUCAAUAAGUCUAUGAAGCAGUCCUACGGAAUCUACAGACACUAAAAGCUACCCAGCGUAUGCUAGUCUAUCAGUAACUAGUAAAACAAGUCGCCCAGGGUCAUUGAAACGGAUCUACAUCCUUUAAUGGUAGAGCUGAAGUCGCUACAUCGAGUGAACAUGGUCCAAACCUGGCAGUAUGAGGCGAUUUAGUAUACUAUUUAAGCAUGAGCGGACAAUGACCCAAUGAUAAAUACCUGUGACUGGUGACUGUUACCCGGUUGAGAGAAAGUUCGCCUGCUGCACACUUUCACUCUAUUCUAACUAUCGAUAUGGCAGCAGAGAGACCUACCGUUGUCAUUGUACCUGGUGCAUGGACUGUACCUGCGGCGUAUCGAAAACUAGUCGAUGUUUUGAAAGCCAAAUCUUUCGACGUUCGUAUCCCGGCCUUACCAACUAAUAAUGGGAUUCGACCCCCAAAUUCGUCUUUUGAGGCCGACGUGGCUGCUGUGCGAGCGAUUGUAGAACCACUUGUCCAAGAUAGCAAAGAGGUUUUUAUGUUGAUGCACUCCUACGGUGGCUCGGUGGGUACCAACGCAGUUGGGGGACUUGCUGUAAAGGACCGUCAAGCGAAGAACCUUCCUGGUGGAGUCGUACAUUUGCUAUACCUUUCUGCGUAUCUUUUGGCGAAAGGUCAGAGCGUCUGGAAGGUGGUUGAGAAAUCGGGAAUAAUGGAAGAAGUUAGACCACAUAUUACCUUCGAGGAGGAUGGCACCUGGUUCCUUGGCAAUCCUAUUUGGGCGAUGUAUCAUGACCUCGAUCCCGCAGACCAGGAGGAGCAGAAAAGUCUCCUCCAAAUACAAAACUUCUCGGCCGUGAAGGGCGAGGUAACAUACGAAGCAUGGAGAGAUAUUCCAAGCACUUAUGUUUAUACACCAGAGGAUCGAUGUAUGCCUGCGUUGUACCAGGAUAUUUGCAUUGGCAACACGAAGGAGGCUGGCAUUCCUCUGAACGUUGUGGUUUUCGAGAACUGUGCCCAUUCAGCAUAUGUGAAACAUCCAAAGGAAGUGGCCGACAUUGUUGUUAAGGCGUCGAAAUCUGAUUAAUGUCGUGUUGGAAUAUCGUUUUUCACUUCAUAUCUGUUCAUAAAAGGAGAAAUAGUCUCAAAACGCGAAUCAAUCGACUCCUGAGGCUAUGGGGAAGAGGAACAAUGUUAUUUUCCCUCAAAGGCGAGGAUUGAUGUCUGAAACAAAGAGGAAGGAGGGAAAGAAUAGCAUGAGCUGAACUGAAUCUAAAGAAAUGAUUACAUAAUCA